AUGGUAUUUACUCAGUUGCUAGUCAAGUGUAGCACUUCCAGUUUGAGAGCUAUUCGAGGUACUCAGGAGUUAUUCUUGGCCAUGCUUAAUGUACCAUGUGGUGACAUGGAUGGAACUCAGGCAUCUGGCAAGGAGAAUUUGGUAUUCCAGACAGAAUCUCAUAUAAACUUCGAAAGAAAGUCUGAAAAUGCAGAUACAGAAACAGGAGAAAAUGUUCUGUAUAUACAGGAUAAGAAUCUUGAUAACUGCUGUGAGAUUAGUGGGAUGGACACAUUGCUUUGUGCUCCCAUUCAGACCCAAAUGCAACACAGAGAGGUUUCAAUUACUGAAUAUAAUCAUGAAAGAAAACAUGAAAACGAUCAAACAGUAAUCUUUUCAGAUGGAAACCAGAUGGAUCUGACAGCAAGUCAUACUGUAAUGAUUAAUAAUGACCUUUUAGAUUGUACCAAAGGACAAAAGUCCAAUACGAUAGACACCACAUCAUUUCUGGCUAAUUUAAAGCUUCACAGUGAAGAUUCAAGAAUGAAAAAUGAAUUAAAAAUAUCCAUGGAUCAAAGUACUUCUUCAGAAAAGAAAAUAAAUUUUAAUGACUUCAUAAAAAAUAUCAAAACAGAAAAAUUGGAUGAUUUUUCUUCUAAUAAGGAGAAUUAUUUAUCUUUUGAUAAGGAAAAUUAUGAGAUGCAUAUUUAUUCCAAGAAUUCAAAUAGGACUUCUACUACAUAUCAGAAGCACGAAUCUCUUAAAGUUGAUGAAAAUAGCACUAAUAUCACUAAACUCUUUAGAGAACAAGAUGAUGGAAUGAACUUUACUCUGAGUCACACAGCCAAUAUUCAGACUUUGGUUUCCUCAUCUAAUGAGGCCAGAUUAAGGGAAUUUAAAUGUAAUGAUACUACAAUUUAUGGCAAUGAUUUAAUGGAUUUGACAGUUAACCAUACUAUUCAGAUUUUACCUUCAGCAAAAGAUAAUUUGUCCAUGUCAGAAAAUCAAACUAUGAAUGUCUUGAUGGAUGACACAACGCAUCAUGGAACUAACAUUCCGGAAAAGAAGACAGUCUUUGAGAAUAAAUUGAAUGAUGACUUAAACCCUGAAUGCAAAGCGGAUAUUAGCAGAAGUCAUAUUAUAGGGGCAGAAACAAACACAAUUAUUCAGCCUUCUAACCAAGAGACAUUGACCAUUACCCCAGAAUCUAUACAUUUCAGUCCAGCGAGACAAGAUUAUAAGACAAUUUUUUAUUCUAGUUGUAAUGAUGCCAUGGAACUGACCAAAUGUAUCUCAGAUAUGAAGGAGAAAAAUUUGCUGAAUCAUGAUAGUGAUUUUUCUAGCAUGUAUCCUAAUCCAGAUGCCAAGUCUCUUUUCAUAGACAAAACUAUUUAUUCAGGAGAAACAAGCAUGGACAUUACCAAAAGUCACACAGUUGCAAUAGAUAAUCAAAUUUUUAAACAAGAUCAGACUGAUAUAUUGAUGGCAGUCAUACCAGUAUCUGAAAAAGAAAUGCUUAAGAAAAACCUAACCAUAUCAGAGAAUAGGGAAAUGAUUGUAAAUUGUAGCUCAGUUUCUCAUGCAUUUAAGGAAAGAUUACAGCAAAGCCAGGAAAAUCCUUUAUUUACUUCAUUGAGCGACAAGAAGACUGAAAUUUUUAUAAAUGAGGAUAUGAAUCUGACUGAAACUAAUUUAGGAAGUCAAGCACAUUUUACAUCUUAUAACCUAGCACCUGAGAAUAUCUGUAACCAUCACUGUCACAGCAAAAACUCUUCAGGUGAAUGUGUAUUUUUGUCAGGACAGUCUACCCUAAAAAAUUCUAAUGCUGCUGUUAACAGUUACACAGUGAAAUCUGUACUAGAUCAGAAUUCUAAACUGCCUGAGCCACCAAGGAGAAGUUUAGGUAACCCUAUUCCUGACUAUUCUCUUAACAAGAUGAUUGAUUAUUCAGAGGAGAACCCUAAUAUGGAUUUAACCAAGAACCACACUAUUUUCAUUGAAUUAGUUUCUUCUGAAGUACAAAAACUUGGUAAGAAUAAUCUAGAAAACACAAACAGCCAGCUAACAACAGUAAACAGAGAGGUAGCCGUAAAUGUUGAAAAAGGUACUAAUGUUUCUGUAGAAAAAAGUGGAGUGUUUAUGGACAAUGAUAACAUAGAUGGGAUGGCGGUCAAAAGUGUACAGGAACCUGGACUUCUGGGUGAAAAGAAAGAUGUUGAAAUUUAUAAAAGGAAAAGUGGCAAACUGAAUGUUGAUAAGACAAUUGUGUUUUCAGAGGUUGAUGAGAAUGAUAUGGAUAUCACCAAGAGUUAUACAGUGAAAAUAAAUCACAGACCUUUGCUAGAAGAAAAUGAUUCCUGUUUGGUGCCUUUAGCAGGAACAUCUAAAACUGUUUUGUAUGCAUGUGGGCAAGAUGACAUGGAAAUCACUACAAGUCAUACAGCAAUCUUACAAUGUAAAACUCUGUCACCAGAUAAAAUAACUACUAGGCCUAUGGAUAAAACAGUAAUACUUGUAGAUAGUCAUGAUGAACUGGAAAUAAUCAAGUCCCACACUGUUUUUAAUGACUGCCAAGCAAAGGAGGAAACUGUGCUUCCGAAUAGAUCUAACUUAGAACUGUACGAAAAGAAAAGCCCUGAAAAGCCAAAAGUGGCGUCUAUUUCUGCUGAGGAAAAUGUUUUCUUUCUGAAGAAUGAUGACGGUGAUCAUUCAGCAGCAAAGGUUGGCCACUUAACACAAACUGGGAAGUGGUUUAAUACUGGCUCCAGCACUGUAGAACUUAUAGGUGCUGAUAAUCUGGAAGUAUCUAAAUCAAACAUCUUGGAAAAUGACAAAGAUAUGCAAAAACCUAGGUUUCUGAAUGAACCUCUGCCAGGCAAAAGUCAGAAAAGGAAAAGCUUUAGAUUAAAAAGUGAUGAGACUACUGCAUUUUCAAAGAGUAAUCGUGAUGUGGAUUUCAUUCAGAGUGAUGUAAUCAAAAGAAAUAAUGAAAGUGCCUUAAAAGAUAGAGAGGACUUCUAUUUGCUUCCUUUGGCCAACACUUCUAAAACUGUUUUAUAUCCAUGUGGUCAGGAUGACAUGGAGAUCACUAGAAGUUAUACUACUGCCUUAAAAUGUAAAACUCUGUCACCAGAUGAGAAAACCACUAGGCCUGUGAACAACACUGUAAUGUUCGUAGAUAAUCAGAGUGCUCUGGAAGUCACCAAGUCCCAUACUGUUGUCAUUGAUUGUCUUACCACAAAGAAAUUUCUUCAGGAGUGCCCUCCAUUUGAGAUAGCAAAAAGAAAAACCUUGGGUGUCUUUUUUCCUACAGAUUCUAACUCUGUUCGAGAUAUCACUAAAAAACAAGCAGAGGAUAUAGAAAAUGAAAAUUUUCUUUACUCUGAUCAAAAGCCUCAAGUUCCUACUACCUUUCUUCCUACUAAGAUGUUAUCUGAGAGUCAAGGUGAGAUAGAAAUUAAUAAAUUCCAGAGCUCUACAAUGAAUGAAGAGGUCAUGGGGAAAGUUGUAGAACAAGCCUAUAUAUUGGAAAAAUCCAAAAUUGAUUGCUGUCACUUAAAUAGUACAAAUAUAGACAGUCAUGAAACUGUUCCUUGUGAAUCCGUUGAUAAUAAUUCUUGCUUACCAAAUGUUUCCUGUUCAAAUAAUUUGCACAGAAAUGUUAAGUCCUUAUGUGAUAAAACAAGAAAAACUAGUGAUUACCCAAUGCAAAAUGAUCUUACUUCAAACAAAUUUGCCAUAGAGAAUGACUCAAAAGCUGAGGGGCUGCUUCUAUCUGCUUUGUCAGAGAAGAAAAAAUGUAAUCAAGCCCAGGAACAGUUAGAUUGUGCCAUAACACCAUUCAAAGAUCAAGAUCUGAUUAAAGACUCCAAAAGUAUACUAGCUGGUCAAACUUUGGUGUAUAGUCAAGAUCUGGAGAAGAUGACUAAAAUGAAUUCUGAGCAAGUACCUAUGAAGCUGCCAGAUGCUCAGAAGUCCUUUGCUGAUAAUGCUGAACAUGAUGUAAAGGUCUUUAUUGAUGAAAUGCAUAUUAUUUCUCAACCACAUUUUUCAUCCGAAUACCUCUCAUUACCUCAACAAGGACAGAGCGUUGUCAAUAAAGAUGAAACACUAUUUUCUAAUGCUGAAAAUAAGAAUUUAAAUACUGUUUCAGGAAAUUCCUCUUUACACACACUUAAAAAUGGAUCCAAAAUGCUUACUAGUGAAAAAAAGUUUGCUGUAGCCUAUAAAAUUGAACAGGAAAAAAACAUAACAGAUUUCAACUUGACCAAGAUUUCAGACUUGUCCAAGCAAUUUAUUCAAACUCAUGCCAACCCUAAAGAAGCAUCAGAUCCUGUAAUUUCAUCUAAUGCUGGAAGUUUUAAUAAUGUCAGACCAAAUCUAAGUAGUUUGCAUGGAAAAACUGAAGAAAGUUUAGAUUUCAAAUCUAGUACUAUAUCACAUUCUUCAGAACAAUUACUUGAAUUAGUGACCAACAAAGUUAAAGAUGAUGCAGAUGAAGGAAACAAAAUCUCUCAGAAUGUUGCUGAAACUAAUCCUGUACCAAGUACUGCUAAGAAAAAUAAAAUGAAGAGAUGUUCUUUAGGAUUUUUUUUACCCAGAUUGCCAAGCAAGAGAAAUUGUAGUGUUAGUGGUAUGGAUAACCUGGAUCAGAUUCCAGCUGAUGCGACAGAUUUAAAUUGUAUAGAAACUCAGCCCAUCUCUGCUAAGGAUUCAGGCACUGAAUUUGUUGCCACUAAACUGAACGUAAGUCCAUCUCAAUAUAUAAGUGAGGAAACUCUUCCUAUAUCUGCUGCUGAGAUUAAUUCCUCAGACUCUGUUACCUCAGAAAUGGAGGAAAAUGCUUUGACUGAAAUAAACCAAAAAGAGACUUCAGCAUCUGAAAAUAAAAUGGUAGAAAACUGCAACAGUCAAAAAAGAAUCUGGGUACAAGAAGAGGAUGAUACUCAAAAUGAGAAAAAAAUUAUGAAACAUGACAUUAGGUUUAAUGAUACUGCACCAGGCCAGGAGAUUUCUGGUCACCAUGCUGAAGGAAAUAUAGAUAAAGUUGCUAAUAUUAUGAGCAGACCCCCAUCCUGUUGCAGCAGUUCCCUGGAUUCAAUCAAAGCUGAUGGAACUUCUCUGGACUUGAGCACACACCGCAAUAGUCAAAUUGAAUCGCAGUUUCUCACAGAUCCUACUAGUGAAGAGAGCUUGAAGGAGAAACUUAAAGAUGGGAGAAUAACAUUAAAAGAGUUCUUUAUACUUCUUCAAGUUCACAUUUUGAUACAGAAGCCUCGACAGAGCAACCUCCCAGCCAAAUUUACUAUAAACACACCAGCUACUCCAGAAGACUUGAUGUUAAGUCAAUAUGUUUACCGACCCAAGAUACAGAUUUAUAGAGAAGAUUGUGAUGCUCUUCACCAAAAGAUUGAAGAAUUAAAGCUUUCUGCUCUGAACCAAGACAAGCUGUUAACCGAUGUAAAUAAGAAUCUGUGGGAAAAAAUGAAGCAGUGCUCUGAUGAAGAGUUGAAGGCCUUUGGAAAUUACUUGAACAAAAUAAAAUCACGUUUUACAAAGAUGACUAAAGUCUUCACUCAUCAAGGAAAAGUGGCUCUCUACAGCAAGUUGGUGCAGUCAGCUCAGAAUGAGAAGGAGAAACUUCAGAUAAGGAUAGACAAGAUGGACAAUACACUUAAGAAGAUUGAUAAUUGUCUCACUGAAGUGGAAAUGGUAACUAAGGAUUUGGACUGUGAAGAGAAAUUCAAUACUAUAGAAGAAUGGGAUUCUGAAAUGAGAGCUGCUGAGAAAGAACUGGAACAACUGAAAACUAAAGAAGAAGAACUUCAAAGAAAUUUUUCAGAACUUGAGCUUCAGAAAGCACAAAUCCUUGAACAAACAGACUCUAUACAAAAACAAGCAAGUAAAAUUAAUGAAUUACUGGAUCAUGUAAGCUCAUCAUCUGAGUGGGAUAUUACUGAAUGGAGCGAUGAUCAAGCUGUAUUCACCUUUCUUUACGACACAAUAGAACUCACCAUAAUCUUUGGAGAGACAGAUGUUGGUCUCCCUUUCUUGGACAAGUUUUGUAGGAAGAUCACUGACCUAAGUUUUCAGUCUCUAUUAGAUGAGAAUGAAGCUCCUUCUUCAUCUCUUUUAGUUCAUAAACUUAUUUUUCAGUACAUUGAGGAUCAGGAAUUCUGGAAAAAGAAGUGUAUAACCCAGCAUCAUGUACCCAAGAUGCUUCAAGAAAUAUCUUUAAUAGUGAGUCAUUGCAGAUUGCUUGGAAAAGAGAUUGAGUUUUUAAAGAGAUGGGGACCACACUAUAGUCUUAUGAACAUAGAUGUAAAUAAUACUGAAUUGAAGCUUUUAUUCUCCAGCUUUGAAGCAUUUGCAAAGUUCGAAAUAACUUUGUCUCUCUCAGCUUAUUAUCCAUCUAUACCCUUGUCUUUCACCUUUCAAAAUCAUAUUGGAAACAUUGGCAAAGAUCAAAUCACUGCCAUUCUAUCUAAAGUACCAUUGGAGGACAACUACUUGAAGAAUGUAGUCAAGAAAAUUUACCAAGAUCUGCUUCAAGAUUGAAAUUUCUACUAGAUCCAUGGACCACAGCAUAGUAUACUUAAUAUUAAUUAGUAUUUUAGAAUCUUCGUAAUAUUUCAGCAUCUUCAUUGUUGUUUAUUUUUGUUAUAUAAGACUUAAUAAAAUUCCUUUAGAUGAUGUUGC
Suncus etruscus (white-toothed pygmy shrew) is the source of this 6678-nucleotide messenger RNA. It is a transcript of the gene KNL1, whose product is annotated as kinetochore scaffold 1. Gene Ontology annotation, biological process: attachment of spindle microtubules to kinetochore; cell division; protein localization to kinetochore. Gene Ontology annotation, cellular component: nucleus. The record is from RefSeq and is a predicted model, not a curated record. NCBI's taxonomy places the organism in Eukaryota, Metazoa, Chordata, Mammalia, Eulipotyphla, Soricidae. The transcript has 22 exons.